Pelagomonas calceolata is the source of this 1832-nucleotide messenger RNA. NCBI's taxonomy places the organism in Eukaryota, Pelagophyceae, Pelagomonadales, Pelagomonadaceae. The record is from the annotation of a GenBank genome assembly.
GCAAGACGCGGCGCGGCACUGUUUUGGGGGCCCUAGCCGCCCAAAUCGGUGGCAGAAUUGCUGUUCGCGUAUCGCUGCGUUCGCACGCAGCCGCGCCGCGCCCCACGCACUCCUGUGGCCGAGGGCUCCGCCUCUCCUCACCUCACUGCUCAGCCGCCGCGCAGCGUACGCCGCGUGACGCCGCCGCUGCGCAGAAACCAUGGGCUUCGGCGCCGGCGACAUCAAGGACAAGUUCCGGACCUACGACGGCGACGCCGACAAAAGGUUGAGAAAAAAAUUAGAGAAAAGCGGCAAGUUCGACGAGUCCUUCAAAACGCCCGUACGCAUCUCGGCGUCCCGUCGUGUGGAGGUGCCUUCACUUCACUGAUACGACUCGUAUCUAACACACGAUGACGUGGGUGGUUUCUUUUUCGAAUUUGAGCGCGUUUCGGGCGAGAUCGCGACCCGUCACACACAGGUACGAAUAGAAAAAAUAAAUGUCGAGGUCAUGGGCCGCUGGGUGUCUGAAAGACUAGCGGAGUUAUUGGGCUUCGAGGACGACGUGCUGUCCGAACUCGUGAUGAACAUGUGCGUUCUCGGCGUCCCGUUGAUGCCAAUUCAUGAAGAUCGCGGUGCUGCGGCGCCGUCACGCCGUCGACGCGACUCGUGUCCAUCAGACGAGGUCGUGGGUGGUCUCUUUUUCGAUUUUGGGGCCGUUUGGACCGAUUUGACGGAAAUGCUCCGCGCAGGCUCGCGCAGACGCGCGACGCGAAGACGGGCCAGGACAAGCGCGUCGACCCCCAACAAUUGCAGGUCCAGCUCACGGGAUUCUUGAAUAAGCAGGCCCAGCCCUUCGUGGCGGAGCUCUGGAAACUGCUGCUGGACGCCCAGGAUUCUCCUCACGGCAUUCCGCGGGCCUUCGUGGAACGAAAAAAGAAGGAGCUCGUGGCGCGGCGGGAGGGCGGCGAGCGCGACCGCGGCGGCUUUUCCAAGCGCGACGACGGGCGCGGCGACGACAAGCGCGGCGACCGCCGCGCGCGGAGCCGGAGUCGGAGUCGGGAGCGCGGCGGCGGCGGCCGCGACCGCGAGGCCGCGCAACGGAGCGUCGUGCGCGCGGCAUCAAACCGCGGCCGGAGCCGGAGCCGGAGCCGCGAGCGCAGCCGGCGGGGCGCGUCGUCGCCGGAGCGGCGGCCACGCAAGCGCAGCGGCUUUUCCUCGGCUCCGGCGGCCCCGGCGCCCGCGCCCGCGCCCGCGCCCGCGAAGGAGGAGUCACCACCCGCGUGGAACUCAACCAGAGGGCCUUCGACCACCUCUACGCCAUCGAGCGGGCGCUUGACCGUCGAUCGCUCCCCACAGGCCGCCGCCGGGCAAGCCCGCCUUACCCGCGCCCUGGCGCUGGAAGGAGUCGCGAAGCACGCCGGGCGACUACUACUGCAUUAAUGAAAAGACGGGGGAAAGACGGUGGCAGGCGCCCUCUGAAUCAAAGCCCAAGAGGAGUGACGACAAAAUUACGGUCGUCCACUGUUUGCUCAAGCACGCCGAUUCUCGACGACCGGCGUCGCACCGCACUCCGAAAAUUUCCCUCGCGAAAAGCGACGCGCGCGCCGAGGCCGACGCGCUCCGAAAACGCGUCGCCGCGUCAUCAGACAUGGAGGCCGCGCUGGCCGACGAAGCCUCGAAACGCUCGGACUGCCCCUCAUCAACCAAUGGGGGCCGGCUCAAGCCCUUCCAGCGCGGGGAUUUAGAACGCGCUUUUGAAGCCGCCGCGUUCCGGCUGGCCGUCGGCGAGCUGUCUCCAGUAAUAGAGACGGCGGCGGGGUUCCACGUCGUGCUGCGUAAGUCCUGAUGUAGUC